CCUAACGGACUGAGCUGUCAAUAAACUCAUUAAGUCGUGAAGUACAAAUGGUGAAUCGAGGAUCAAUUGACUCGUGGAGACCAAAUUGAUUCUGAAACCGUACAUCUGACAUUUUCGAUCUAGCCAAUAGUGUGAUGGCGCGUGCAUAUAUAACACCCCCAACUGUAUUCCAAUCACUGUAUGAAGUCCAGAACAUCAGGGAAAUGAUUUACGCUACCGGAAAUUUUAACAAUUUAUCAAACAAGUAAUUAAGCAGCUGCCGUCCAUCGGUUAUUCUAACAUGGCAUUUGAUUGUGGAAUGUUCCAAAAAUUGAAGAAAACGAGAAACGUUCAAGAACCACGGGAUCUGGAAAGCCAGUUGCCAGAGAAAUCAUCGGAUGUAUCAACAGCUCGAGAACGGAGAAACAUGUUUUAUUGUAAGAGUCCGGAUUGGAGUGAAUUUGAAGGGUCGUUUUCGCGUGAACUGCUAGAAUCAAAGAACUCUGAAAAACUACACAGAUUCCUGAUAGAGAUAUCCCACAUAUUAACCGACUAUAUUACUAAAGAAAACGACAGAGCAUCUAAAGUUUUAGAUUUUCACCAUCCUCAUCAACUACGUGAAAUGAUGGACCAUUGUCUGGACAUUGAUGAAAAUCCCAGAGACCUGGAACAGAUUCUCAGUGACUGUAAAGAAACGCUGAAGUACUGCGUGAGGACGGGUCACCCCAGGUUCUUUAAUCAAUUAUCAACUGGAAUAGAUAUCAUCGGUGUGGCUGGUGAAUGGUUAACAGCAGUCUCUAACACCAACAUGUUCACAUACGAAGUGGCUCCAGUAUUUACGCUGAUGGAAGAGGUGAUAUUAAAACGAAUGAUGAAUCUGAUUGGUUGGGAAAAUGGUGACGGAAUUUUCGCGCCAGGUGGUGCAGUUUCUAACCUUUACGCUGUAUUAUUAGCACGACAGCGACAUCUUCCUCAGGCUAAACUCAAUGGUAUGAAUGGUUGUGGUGAGGCCGUUAUCUUUACAUCUAAACAGAGUCAUUAUUCAAUCAAGCGAGCUGCGGUUAUCUUGGGAAUAGGAUCUAACAACGUCAUCUAUAUUGACUGUGACCAAAGAGGGAAGAUGUUAAUUAAAGAUCUGGAAGAUAAAAUAUUGGCAGCUAAACAGUCGGGUAAAAUACCACUACUAGUUAACGGCAUGGCAGGUACCACUGUGCUUGGUGUUUACGAUCCACUGGAAAAAAUUGGUGAAAUUUGUGAAAAAUAUGAUAUCUGGUUUCAUGUAGAUGGAGCCUGGGGAGGUUCGAGUUUACUAUCAAGAGACCACAGACAUCUUUUACAUGGAGUAGAAAGGGCCGAUUCUAUGACGUGGAAUCCCCAUAAAAUGAUGGGCGUACCCUUACAGUGUUCAGCUAUCUUAACAAAGCAUAAAGGUGUUUUAGAAGAAGCCAACCAGAUGAAUGCUAAUUAUUUAUUUCAAAAAGAUAAAAACUACGAUACAUCGUAUGACACUGGCGAUAAGACGAUACAAUGUGGACGACAUAAUGAUGUAUUUAAACUAUGGUUAAUGUGGAGAGCUAAAGGCGAUGCAGGGUUUGAAGAUCAACUGAAUAAAAAUUUUGACUUAUCCAAGUACAUGCUAGAGAAGGUCAGGACCAGAGAUGGAUUCCAUUUAGUUAUAGAAGAGAUAGAAGCACCAAAUGUAUGUUUUUGGUAUAUACCUUUAAAAUGGCGAUCUCUACCAUUCGCUCAAAUUGAACACAAACAACUGAAUAAGAUUGCACCAAUGAUAAAAGCUCAAAUGAUGGAAUCGGGAACGAUGUUAAUACAAUAUCAGCCGCUAGGGGAGCUGCCAAACUUUUUCCGGGUUGCCAUGUCUAACCCGGUCAUAACGACACGUGAUCUCGACUUCCUUUUAGAUGAGAUCGAUUGUUUGGGUAAAGAUUUGUAACACAAGUUACAUAACCUCGCAACGCCCCUACCCUCUUUGAUUAUAAUUUGCAUACUUUAACCCUUCUGACCCCCCUUUUGAUUUGAUUACUCUAAUCCCCCAGAAACCCAAUUUUGGUUUAACCAUUUGACUACCCCCUUUGAUCUGCAUACGUUAAACCUUUUGAUCUACAUACGUUAAAAGACCUUUUGAUCUACAUACGUUAAAACCUUUGAUCUACAGACCUUAAACCUUUUGAUCUGUAUACUUGGAACCUUUUGAUCUACAUACGUUUAACCCCUUGAUCUACAUACGUUCAAACUUUUGACACCCCACAAAGAUAUAUUUAAAAACAAUUAGCAGCAAAAGCUAAAAUCUAAGAUUCCUGUAUGGGGCAGAAACCAUACUCUAUUAUUUGUUUUAUUUAUUGUUAUUGUUGUUAUUUGUUGUUAUAAUUGUUAUUAUUGUAGACGUGGUCGAUAUUUUAUUAGCCAUCUUGAACUAUAUGAAAUGUGAUUGCAUUCAUUAUAUAUUUUAAAAUUGGAUUGCUCUAUCAAUAAUUUAAUACCUCUUCCUCUUUGUCAAAUAUUCCUUCUAGCCUUUGGAAAUUAGUGUGCCAUGUUAGAUAUAUACAUACAUGGGAAUCAAUGAUUUGCGAUAUUCCAUGUGAUAUUUGUGUAUGGCAAAUCUACGGUUCGACAUUCGUUAACAGAUUUUAAAAUGCAACCAAAGGAUAUAAUUGAGACAGGGGUGGGGUUGGAUUUGAUGUCUCGUGAACUAAAUAUUUCUGUCGUAGGAGAAAGUGUCGGACACAGGAUAUUUGUUUGGUCCUCCGAGGAUAUUUUAGAAAAAUCGGGGUGAUUUGUAGCUCAUAUCUGGACCCGAAUAUAACAUUCAAGCAUAUCCCCUGCAUCACUCCAACCAACAUAAACCUCAUGACUUACGUUUUUCACAGAAACAGAAUAAUAAGCUAACUUUGUAUACUGUAAUACAGUGCGGGGCGGAGCGGGGGCGGGGUCUUUGGGGAGACGCAAUUUGAUCCUAUAACUAUUGUUACUGAAAUUCCAUUUAUAACCGCCUUAUCGUACCAUAUCCAACGAAUAGCUAAGCUUUCGUUACUCUUGUAAAAUUAUAACCGGACUUUAAGAAACUCUAUCGAUUCUUGUUGGCUGCCCCAAACCUAUCGGGCAAUAAUAGCUUGUCGAACUGUACAUUUCCCAACAAAAAGUCAUUGGUGUGUUGAUAAAUCAGUUUUGUCUGAAUUAUUGGCGUCUUCUGGCCUUUUCAUUGGAAAUUAUUUAAUAUGGAACAUUAGUAUGAACACAACACCGAGCUCAGUUUAAGGGUCACAAAACAUUUGAAGAGCCCUGGGGAAGAACGAUCUAAGUCACAUUUUUGUCUUUUCGCAUAAAACACAAAACACGCUUUGAAAUCUGAAGGACAAGAUUGCUUGACGCGACCCGGACGCUUUAGAUUUAGAUCGUUCUCGACCGGGAGACCAUUUCAGAAGGGCCCUAGUUUGAUGUGACUCAGAUCGUUUUUACCUGAAAUCGAUUGUUCCACAGAAAGCUUAUACGCUUUGCUACCAGAUGGGGGCAUUAACUGGGGUUCAUGGAAAAAGGUGACUUAGAUCGUUCUUUCUCUGGGCUCUUCAUUUGUGUCACUGAGAAAAUAAACAAUUAACAGAAUCUGUUUUGGUGGUGCUGGUAAAUGGUUAUAAUGUUUUAAAUUAAAACUAACAGCUUUGUAAUGAUUUUGAUUUCUAAAAGUAAUUAGAACUAUAAAUGUCAAUUCUUUGACAUGCAUUAAGGUUAAAAUAAUUCUAGAUAGUGUAGUAAUAAUAACAUCUUAUCACAAUCUGAUUAAAAUACAGAUCUAUAUUUCGUUUCGUUUUUUUAUAUACUUUCGAAGGCCUCUACUACAUGAAGAUCUGACCUGUUGUCGUGGGAGGUCGCUUCAGAGGUCAUACGGCAGGUUUUUUACCCUAUGACAUCAGUCAUUUGAUUAAUCAAUCAGCGUUGAUGUUUCUUGUGGUUAACCACAGUUCCGUGCAACUCACACCAAAGACUCGUGGUAACAGACCAUUUCAUUAGCUAAUCCCUCACAUCAUCCAGAACACAGGUUAUAUAACAACUCUUCCAGAUCCUAGUGUAGUAAAGACAAGUAAAACAAAAUUUUGAACUAAAAAAAAACGAAACGAAAUAGGAUCUGUGUUUUAAUCAGAUUGAUCUUAUCAAUAACUACUCUAAAGUGUGUUGUCUUAAAAGUUAUAGAUACUAGAAAAUGAAAAAAAAAAUAUUUGAACAAUUAAUACUCAUGUGCUCACUAAUUUUUGCAUCAAAUCACUAGCUUAGAUCUGAUAUUUAAUAUACAAUUGUAUACGGAGGUAAUUGUGUGAUAGCCAUAUGGAAAC
Patella vulgata (common limpet) is the source of this 4319-nucleotide messenger RNA. RefSeq names its product glutamate decarboxylase 1. The transcript is spliced from 15 exons. The record is from RefSeq and is a predicted model, not a curated record. The coding region runs from base 281 to 1927 and encodes 548 amino acids. NCBI's taxonomy places the organism in Eukaryota, Metazoa, Mollusca, Gastropoda, Patellidae. Gene Ontology annotation, cellular component: cytoplasm. Gene Ontology annotation, biological process: carboxylic acid metabolic process. Gene Ontology annotation, molecular function: pyridoxal phosphate binding; carboxy-lyase activity.